CCUCCUUCACUGUUUCCUGCUUCCUUCUCUAAUAUCACUGUAGCACACACACCUACACACACACUUGUUGAGAGGCGCUCAUCAUGGGGAACUUUGCUGCCAACGAGGGACUCUCCGUCUUUGUAAUUUUGGUGUGGCUCGGGAUCAACGCCUACCUGUUUGUAGAAUUCUACAGGCGCUUCCUGGUGGAGAGAUGGUUUUACACCAGGGUCCUGCUCGGGCAAGCUCUGCCCUGGGCCCGAGCUCCGGCUGCCUGCCUCAACUUCAACUGUAUGCUCAUCCUGCUGCCGGUUUGCAGAAACCUCCUUUCCUUCCUCCGAGGCACCAUCCAGUGCUGCAGCCGCACAGCUGCUCGCCAACUGGAUCGAAACCUGACUUUUCACAAGCUGGUGGCGUACAUGAUCGCCUUCCAUACAGCUGUGCACAUCGUCGCCCACUUGUUCAACUUCGAGUUUUUCAUGGACGCCCAGCUGAAUCGAAACAGCAGCUGGCUACCCUUCGUCCUGUCCGAAAUCGGCACCAAUGACAACGCCGCCUUCCUGAACCCCAUCAGGUCCAACAAGACGAACCCUACCAUCGUCAUGUUCACCACCAUCGCCGGGCUGACCGGCGUGGCCAUCACGCUGGCCCUCAUCCUCAUCAUCACUUCAUCCAUGGAGGUCAUCCGCAGGUCCUACUUCGAGGUGUUCUGGUACACCCACCAUCUCUUCGUCAUCUUCUUUAUCGGGCUGGUGUUCCACGGGGCUGGGCGGAUUGUGCGAGGACAGACAGCCAAUAGCCUGAAUACAAGUGACCCCCAGGUUUGCGCCAGCCAGUUUAACAACUGGGGAAAGAACGGGUCCAAAUGUGCCAUCCCAGAGUUUGCUGGAAACCCACCAGGGACGUGGAAGUGGGUGGUGGCCCCGAUGUUCCUCUAUGUGUGUGAGAGGAUCAUCCGCAUUUAUCGAUCCCACCAGAAAGUGGUCAUCACCAAGGUGGUGAUGCACCCCUCCAAGACUCUGGAGCUGCAGAUGAAGAAGAAAGGUUUCCACAUGGAGGUGGGUCAGUACGUCUUCAUCCAGUGUCCGUCCGUCUCCAGGCUGGAGUGGCACCCGUUCACCCUGACCUCCGCGCCCGAGGAGGACUACUUCAGCGCCCACAUCCGUAUCGUUGGAGACUGGACCCAGGAGCUGUACGAGGCCUGUGGAGGAGACAAAACGGAGCCUCAGGAGGCCUGGAAAAUGCCCAAGGUGGCCAUAGACGGGCCGUUCGGUACGGCCAGUGAGGACGUGUUUCGUUACGAGGUGGUGAUGCUGGUGGGCGCGGGAAUCGGCGUGACUCCCUUCGCCUCCAUCCUCAAGUCUGUGUGGUACAAACGCAUCCAGAACAACCAGGAUGUCUUCACCAAGAAGAUCUACUUCUACUGGCUGUGCCCGGAGACGCAGGCCUUCGAGUGGUUCGCCGACCUGCUGCAGUCUCUGGAGGGUCAGAUGGCGGAGAAGGGCGUGACCGACUUCCUCAGCUACAACAUCUACCUCACCCGCUGGAAGGAGACCGAGGCGGCGCACUUCCGUGUUCACCACGAGGCUGAGAACGACCCAAUCACAGGGCUCAAACAGAAGACGCUGUACGGGAAACCCAACUGGGACAACGAGUUCACCAACAUCGCUUCAAAGCACCCGGGCACCAAAGUGGGCGUGUUCCUGUGCGGCCCACCUCAGCUGGGGAAAUCUCUGGAGAAACAGUGUCUGUCUCACUCUGAGGCUGACGUCAAGUUCAUCUUCAACAAGGAGAACUUCUAACGGCGCCCGGCAGAGACAGAGGAAACAUCCAAGUACUGAGAGCAGCAGCAGCAGCAGCGGAGCUCGUGACACAUGUCACACCACACACGCCUGUUAUUUUAAACAUUUACAGCCGUAACCAUGGCAGCCUAUCGCCAGCCUCCGCUCUGCUUCUCACCACGCUCGUUUUGCAAAGACCCCGCUGUUGCUCAAAAAUGGAGGAUGUGGUAUUUUCCACAUUGCCUUCUUCUCCUUUUGUGUUACAACAAUAAGUGAAACUGUUGCUUUCAAAACUUUUCUUCCUAUUUCUGUUUGUUGGUGCCAGAGGUCCAAAAGUUUUAUGUGCUGCAGUGGAGCUGAUUAGAAGCUUCAAUAUGCUAAAAACAAGUUUCAAAAACAAACUCAAGCUUUCUAGAGUUUUUUUGUGCUUUGCUCGUAAAAAAAGAAAAUGCUUGCUGUGCCUUUUUAUUGUUGCCAAGCAGCCACGCCAUCACCUCCUCACCCUAACCUUCCUGUGUCAUCAAUCUACUGUAACUUUUAUUGUAUGUAUCCUGCAGUAAUGAGUGUGUAGCUGCUGCCAUGUUGAGGCAGAGGGUGCUGUCUGUAGCUCUGGUUGAGGGUGAGAGGCUGUCAGCAGAUAAACAGAGAUCUGUGUGGGUACAUGAGACCCUAAAAAAGAGGCUGGAUCAUGGGGAGUACCACCAGUUGGUCCAGGAGCUUCUCCUCCAUCAUGGACGUUUACAGGCAGAUUUUAGGAUGACUCAGGGGCAGUUUGACAACCUGCUGUCUAUCAUCAGGCCGUAUAGCUCUGGGUAUCCAGCAACCACUACCACCAGUUUCUCCUCCACUGUUUACCAGCUGUAGACUUGUUGUCGUGACCACCACAGAAGCCCCGCCUCUCAAAUCAUCUGAUCAGACAAUGGAGAAAACGUGGAGAACGUGGGCCACUUCUCCACUCUGAGUUUAGGGUUUUGUCAACCCGAGGAGUUCAAAGUGCUCCAGGUGCCUAGAGUGAAGAAGUGCUCGGCGCACAAAACAGCGAGCAAAAAGCGCCAUCCUCAUUAAACCAGUCUAUCGGCCAGUGGAAGUAUAUAACAUGUGGAUAACCAAACUUACACUCAAAUUUCAGACGCCGUUCAGACAUCACCUCGGACUCCUGUCAAACCAGUAAUGUGUAUUUCUGUCACCACUCACACUGUGUUGUGUCUAAUUGUUGUUUUGCACCCAGCUCCAAGUGAAAUCCCUGUUUCGGAUAAUAAACUUGAAUUUUCAGAGAAGUUUUGUCGCAGUUUUAUUUUCAGCCUAAAUGGUUCUUCUUCAGCCAAAUCAACUCUUUUAAAACCCUCUUAGAACAGCUGCACCGUCACAGGACGGCCACAUUACAAACAUAUGAUGAUCUUAUAGACCAUGAUGCAUUGCUGUAGAUGAAACGACCCAGCAGGAUAUGAUAAAAUAAAUAAUUAUUUCAAAUAUUAUUUGUUUUUGAGACCAUAUUG
Epinephelus fuscoguttatus (brown-marbled grouper) is the source of this 3256-nucleotide messenger RNA. It is a transcript of the gene cybb, whose product is annotated as cytochrome b-245 heavy chain. Gene Ontology annotation, cellular component: plasma membrane; NADPH oxidase complex. Gene Ontology annotation, molecular function: superoxide-generating NAD(P)H oxidase activity. Gene Ontology annotation, biological process: defense response; superoxide anion generation. The record is from RefSeq and is a predicted model, not a curated record. NCBI's taxonomy places the organism in Eukaryota, Metazoa, Chordata, Actinopteri, Perciformes, Serranidae. The coding region runs from base 84 to 1781 and encodes 565 amino acids. The transcript has 13 exons.